AUGGACAAAGAAGCCCAGAAGAGGAAAGAACAGGAAUCAGACAUGGCUUUCUCAGGUAAGGUCAUAUUCCCAGCACAGCUGACCUUCAAGGACAUGUUCAUAGAUUUCACUUCCGAGGAGUGGGAAUGCCUGGACCCUGCCCAGAGGACCUUGUACAAGGACGUGAUGGUGGAGACUCUCAGGAACCUGCUGUCUGUGGAUAUGUCUCAUAUACAAAAGAUCAAGAAAUUACAGGCAAAAGCAAGCAGUGGCAAAGGGGAAAUUUUUCAAAGAGUGAUGUCUGGAAGAGCUGAAAGCCUUGACAUCAAAGAUUUUCGCCUCAGGGAGAUCCAGGAAAGUAGACAUGACUUUGAUUGUCUGUGGACAGAUGAUGAAAGAAAUGACAAAGGAAUGUCUACAUCCCAUUACAAAAACCUCACUGAUGGAAGAGAUCAUCAUAGGAGAAGUGAUGCAGGAAAUAGACCAUCUGAAAGGCACGGAUCAAGCUUUCAGGAUGAAUUACAGAUAGUACAAUCUGAAGGGAUAAUUUUUAAAUGUAGUCAAGUCAGCGCCUCAGGUUUACCACCUCAGAGAACUUGUAAUGUAUGCAAAGGCUUUUCUCAUAAACAUGAGGAUGCUGUUUUGCAUCCUUCAGAACUGUUACCAGACCAUGAGACACAAAAGAAAAGACCUUACAAAUGUACUCAGUGUGACAUAACCUUUCUUCAGGACUCAGAACUCACUGGACAUCAAAGAAUCCAUACAGGAGGAAAACCAUAUAAAUGCGAUAAAACUUGCAAUUCAUUGGAGAAUUCAUACUGGAGAGAAACCAAAUGUGAUAUAUGUGGCAAGGCUUUUAUUCAAAUUGGAAACCUUGCAGUUCAUCAGAGACUUCAUACUGGAAAGAAACCAUAUAAAUGUGAUGUAUGUGGCAAGACUUUCAGUCAAACUGCACACCUUGCAGUUCAUCAGAGAAGUCAUACUGGCGAGAAACCAUAUAAAUGUGAUGCAUGUGGCAAGGCCUUUAGUCAAACUUCAAGCCUUGCAGUUCAUCCGAGAAUUCAUACUGGCGAGAACCCAUAUACAUGUGAUAUAUGUAGUAAGGCCUUUAAUCAGACUGCAAAUCUUGGACUUCAUCGGAAAAUUCAUACUGAAGAGAAGCCGUAUAAAUGUGAUAUAUAUGGCAUGGCCUUUAUUCAAACUACAAGCCUUGCAGUUCAUUGGAGAAUUCAUACUGGAGAGAAGCCAUAUAAAUGUGAUGUGUGUGGCAAGGCGUUUACUCGUACUGGACAUCUUGCUGUUCAUCGGAGAGUUCAUACUGGAGAGAAACCAUAUAAUUGUGGUAUAUGCGCCAAGGCUUUCAGGGUACGUUCAAGCCUUGCUGUUCAUCAGGGAGUUCAUACUGGAGGGAAACCAUAUAAAUGUGAUGUAUGUGGCAAGGCCUUUAGUCAAACCUCAAACCUUGCAGUUCAUCAGAGAAUUCAUACUGGAGAGAAACCAUAUAAAUGUGAUGUAUGUGGCAAGGCUUUUAAUCAAACUACAAGACUUGCACUUCAUCAGAGAAUUCAUACUGGAGAGAAGCCAUACAAAUGCAAUAAAAUUCAUACAGGAAAGAAAUUGUUUAAAUGUGAUAUAUGUGACAAAGUCUUCAGCCGAAAUGCACACCUUGCUGGACAUCAGAGGGUUCAUACUGGAGAGAAACCUUACAAAUGUAAUGAGUGUGGCAAACACUUCAGUCAACCUUCACAGUUCAUAAGUCAUAAGAGAUUUCAUACUGGAGAGAAACCUUACAAAUGUGAUGAGUGUGGCAAGGCCUUUCGUGUAAAGUCAGUCCUUUUAAGUCAUCAGACCGUUCAUACUGGUGAGAAACCUUACAAAUGUGAUGAGUGUGGAAAAGUCUUUGGUCAAAAACCGCAUCUUCGCCUUCAUUGGAGAAUUCAUACUGGAGAGAGACCUUUCAAAUGUAAUGAGUGUGGCAAGUUCUUCAGUCGAAAUUCACACCUUACAAGUCAUCGGAGAAUACAUAUAGAGAAACCUUUCAAAUGUUUCAACUGUGGAAAAUCCUUUACUCAGGUCUCAGCACUCACUAAACAUCAGAAAAUCCAUACAUGA
Molecule: messenger RNA, 2091 nt
Organism: Rangifer tarandus platyrhynchus (Svalbard reindeer)
Lineage: Eukaryota; Metazoa; Chordata; Mammalia; Artiodactyla; Cervidae
Source: the annotation of a GenBank genome assembly